UACUUCAUCGUGCACAACAUCGCGAAGAAGCACAACGUCGGGACGAUCGCGCGAUGCGCGACCGCGUUCGGCGUCCGCGCCGUCGUCCUCGUCGGCGCCAAGGCGUACAACACGUUCGGGUGCAAGGGCGCGUCGAAUCACGUCGACUUUCUCCAUUACCCGUCGCUCCACGCCGCGCGCGAGGGGCUCACGGCGCCGCCGCAUCGCGUGAGGAAGAUAAUGGGCGUGGAGAUCAUGGACGACGCGGUCGCGAUCGACGAGCGGCCUUUCGAGGGGAGCACCGCGUUCAUCAUGGGGAACGAGGGCGACGGGCUGACGGAUGCGCAAAAGGCGAUAUGCGACGGCUUCGUGUACAUCCGCCAGCACGGCGUCGGCACCGCGAGUCUCAACGUCUCCGUCGCCGCGUCGAUCGUGAUGCAUCACUUCGCGCUGUGGGCGGCGUACCCCGAGCGCGGACGCGAGGGCGAGAAGUUCGUCGUCGCGGAGCGAAGGCUGAGGACGGCGAAGAGGGGGGUCGUCGGCGACGCGCCGGAGGAAGUUCGCGCGAGGAGA
Messenger RNA from Micromonas pusilla CCMP1545, 552 nucleotides. RefSeq lists its product as uncharacterized. NCBI's taxonomy places the organism in Eukaryota, Viridiplantae, Chlorophyta, Mamiellophyceae, Mamiellales, Mamiellaceae. The record is from RefSeq and is a predicted model, not a curated record. The annotation marks the transcript as partial. Gene Ontology annotation, molecular function: RNA methyltransferase activity; RNA binding. The transcript has 2 exons. Gene Ontology annotation, biological process: RNA processing.